UUGUUGAUCCUCGUUGCUUUUUUGGCAAAUCAAAUCGGCUGCGCUGAGAAAGUGCUCCAUGAUGAUGACAGUGAGUUCUACAACGACGCUGCGAGUCGAUGGAGCUCCGUCCUUUCCCAUCCUCUGGACUAUCGAACCGCUACUUUCACGCUACUUAUCGUUAAUGCGGGUUACUUCCUCAGUCGUGCAAACGGAAGGCCACCAAGUCCUGCCGAGUGGGACAAAUAUGUCAAAGCAAGAGCAGCGUUCAUCAAGAAGAAAGAGACUGACAACUUGCUACGGAAGGUUGUUCAACCAAGUGUAGUAGAGUCAGUGGUUAUACCAAAACAGCAGACCACCGAUAUGACUGCGUCUAGCAUUUUGGAGGAGAAGCUGCAAGAGCAAGAAAGCAACAGCACGCAUGAGUGGGAGCAUAAACAUUUAGACUGCCAACAUGAGAGCGGCAGUGGUGACAGAUCAAAACGUAUGGACCACCCAGUCGUGGAAAAUGCUGAUUCAGAAGGUGACCAGAGAACUGCGAUUUGGCCUGUGAUGAAUGAUGAGGUUGCUCUGAAUGAGAAAAAGAAGUCACCAGAGCAAGCCUGGGCAUGGGAGCCUGUCAGUCUGGCAGACACAGACUCAGCUCAUGAAAUCCCAAAAGUGGAGGAACCAGAAGACGAGCUUCAUCAUCUUAGAGCAUCAAUCCUGGAUCCAACACCGAUACGGCCGCAGCCGCCUGAGCCAUUUAUGGAGCCAAUCAUUAAGCCAGAGAUGCAGCCAGAACCGACUUUUGUCGUUGAAUCUCUACCUUACCAGGAGGCGAGUGAGCCACGGCACAAUGACUGGCAAGCGGGCAAGCAAGAUACCUUAGGACAGGAAUGUUCUGUAAAGUCUCCUCCACAGACCCCCAAAGAGUCACUAGCUACUGUGCAUGCCGGUGAGAAUGACUGGCGUCAGUUCCUCGAUGGCGUCAGUUUGCCGCCUACACCAAAGCUUCAAACAAAAUUGCCGCGUGCAAGACUCCCAAGACUCGAUAUCACCCCUGCAGAUGAUGCAGUCAUUGUGGAAACCCCACUCGACGAGCCCUCACAACAAGAACGACUCACUCCCGUCGAGCCACCGCUUGAGCCCCACCACGCAGGUGAUGCCGGAACAGCAGAGAGCCCGACUCUGAGGAAGAGCCGCCAUCGAAAGUCUGGGGGUAGCUGGAUCUCUUUCGCGAACGAAGGUCGACCUCGAAGUGCAGCGGGUGAAUCCGUGAAGAGUGAGAGAAGACGGAGCAAGGAUGACAAAGAAGCGCAGGCUCCGCAACAACAUGGAGAGCAUAGCAAGAAGCAGCAUAGGAAGUCGAACAGUUGGUUGGGUAAGCCCGAGAAAGGCUUCCGUGAGUGGUUCCACAGUACAAAGAAAUGAAGGUCCAUUGCAGUGUGUACAAAAUGUUUCCGCAGAGUCGGGUGGAAUGCAGCUCACUCUUGUGUUCGAUGUACAUAGCUAGACCAAAUCACGCAUACUCGCUCUUCCUUUCUUGGUGAAAUUUUAAAGCGACCCCUACACAAAAUUUUACUGCUUUUAUAAAACAUUCGUUUCAACAGUACUUCCACAUACGACCAUAGGACGUUGAAAACAAG
This is a messenger RNA of Boeremia exigua, 1607 nucleotides long. RefSeq lists its product as uncharacterized. The coding region runs from base 343 to 1392 and encodes 349 amino acids. Lineage: Eukaryota; Fungi; Ascomycota; Dothideomycetes; Pleosporales; Didymellaceae. The transcript has a single exon. The record is from RefSeq and is a predicted model, not a curated record.